This is a messenger RNA of Paramecium pentaurelia, 2289 nucleotides long. Lineage: Eukaryota; Ciliophora; Oligohymenophorea; Peniculida; Parameciidae. The record is from the annotation of a GenBank genome assembly.
CAAUGCUAAUAUUGUUUAUUAUUGGUGUGAGUGCUGUUAAUGUCACGCUAUUCUAAGCUGAUUCUGCACUCUACUCUCCCUAAUUUUGUCUCAUGCGUAAUUCGAAUCUAGAAGGCAAAGAUUGGUUAGAAACCAUAUUUGCAUUAUCAGAAAAGGGACGAAUUUACAAAAGUGUAGAUAAUGGAUAUAAAUGGAGUGAUGAAACUCUUAUUUUAGAGAAGAUGGGAAUAAAUGAUUGGUUUUAUGAGAUCCAAACAUCUCCUGCUAAUAAAGAAGUAGUUUAUAUAUUUGGUAAAAAUGGAACAGGAAUAAGAUCAGAAGAUUGUGGAUUACAUUAUACGUGGUUUACAUUUCCAAGUUCUUUUUCUGAUUUUAAAUUGAAUUCAAUGGAUGAUGAAUGGAUGUUAGCAUUUUCUAAUUGUGAAAGAUGUCAUCCUCCCUUUAAUAAAGAAGUACAUAAAUCAAAUGAUGGAGGUAAAACUUGGUAAUGGAUUCUCAGUUCAGCUAUGAUGGCUUCAUGGGAUAAACUUAUAGAUAGUGAAUUGAUACCAGAUGAAAGAAUUGUUGCAUGUCAUUUAGAAUACAAUUAAAGUAGAGUCACAUAUUCAGACGAUUAUUAUAAUUCAUAUAAGAUUAUCCACAAUAAUGGUACUGGUUUCUUUUAAACUCAAUUUCAUAUGUUUGUAAUAUCUAAAUUUUAAUCUGCCUAUAGAUUACAUGUAGCACCUGCAUUUUAUGAUUAUGCUCAAAUGAUCAAUAUAUCCAUUCCUUUUGAUUAAUAAUACUCUUAUACAUUAUUAGACACAGAAUCAGAAUCAAUCUUUUUAUCUAUAUCUCAUAAUCAAACUAAUAAGAAACUCACAAAUAUAUAUACAUCUGAUUUUUAAGGAUUCAAAUUCACCAUUUCCUUAUUGAAUAAUGUAAGAUCCUUGAAUACAGGUUAAUGUGAUUUUGAAAAGAUUGAAAGUCUUAAAGGUGUUUAUAUAGCUAAUAUUUAUGAUCAUGAAAAACUAAAAGUUGUAAAGGAAUCUGAUCUUGAAAAAUAUAAAAAAACAGUUAUUACAUUUGACAAAGGAGCAAUUUGGCAUCCACUUAAAGCACCUGAAACUGAUGUCAAUGGAUAAUAGAUUCAUUGUAGUGGAGAUUGUUCAUUACAUCUUCAAGGAAGAAGUGUUAGCAAAAUAUAUAGAGAAUCUAAAGCAAUUGGAUUGAUUAUGGCAUCAGGAAAUAUUGGAUUGUAUUUAGAAGAAAAAACUAUUAAUACAUAUUUUUCAAGAGAUGGAGGUAUGACAUGGUAUGAAGUAAGAAAAGGACAUCAUAUUUAUUCAUUUGGUGAUAGAGGUGGUAUAAUUGUUAUGGCUAAGGCAAAAUCUUUAACUGAAGAAUUGUUGUAUUCAUGGGAUGAAGGUUUAUCUUGGGAUUCCAUAAAGAUUCCAAAAAUGAUUGUUACUUCUAUUACAAGCAGAAGUUUGUAUAUCAAUUUCAUUAUUACAGGAAUUGAUGAAAAAAGAAAAGGUGUAAUAUUGAAUGUGGAUUUCACUACAUUACAUUAGCGUAUUUGUAGUGGUAUUUGGGAUCCAUUAGAUCCAGAUAGUGAUUAUGAGUUUUGGAUACCAAAAAAUUAUGAAAAUGGUAAAUGUCUUUUUGGAUAAAAAUUUCGUCAUACUCGUAGAAAAAGGGAUGCUAAAUGUUUCAAUCAAUAAUCAUAUGAUAAAUUAUAGUAUAUUGAUUCUUGUGAAUGUACAAUAGAAGAUUGGGAAUGUGAUUAUGGAUUUUAUCAUAAAAUUGAUGGUGGACCUUGUGUACCUAUAGCUUCAUUAUUUGAAGAGGAUUAAUACAUAGAUAUUUUAAAACCUCCUGAGAAUUGUACUGGCACAUAUAUGAAAUCUUAAGGUUAUAGAAAGAUUGUAGGAGACUUUUGUACAGGAGGGUAUUAUUAAUAAUAAAUAUUAUAAGUGUUGAUUUGGAUCCAAUUGAAACACCAUGUGAAGAUGGAUUACAAUAAAGUUUAUCAAAUUAGACUUAAGCAUUACCAUAAAAUUCUUUUAAGAAAGAAUAGAUUUUUAAUGAGACUGUGUAGGUUGAAGUAAAUGGUAAUGUUGGGAUUCAACUUAAUAAUUCAAUUUAUAUUGGAAUAUUGAUUACUUUGAUUGCUUUCUUUGGUUUUGUGUUCUUGAAGAAAAUGAAGGCUAAAGAGAGUUUAGAUAUGAAGAAAGAUUAUUAUUCUAAUUUUGAGAGAGGAGAACGUAUUAGUUUGAGGGAAGAUGAUGAUGAUAAUGGCAUUUGAUU